GCCCAACGCGCUUCCCGGGGCGGUCGGACCCCCGCACGCUGCCGCUACGACUCGGUGCUCCCCUCCUGCCACGGCACCGCCCGGCCGGUUGGCUCGCCGCCGGGAGGCCCCGCCGGUGACAGACAGCCCUUUUAAGACGCCGCGGGGGGGUGGUUCGGGGAGGGCACCGGUCGGCGCUAUAAAGGGCGGGCGCACGGCGACCGCGGUGACAGCGGGGGCGCGGCACGGCGGAGGAGCCUCGCGGCGCCACCAUGGACUUCAACGUGAAGAAGCUGGCGUCGGACGCGGGGGUGUUCUUCUCCCGCGCCAUGCAGUUUACUGAAGAAAAGUUGGGCCAGGCUGAGAAGACUGAACUAGACGCCCACUUUGAAAACCUUCUGGCCAGGGCAGACUGCACAAAGAACUGGACAGAGAAGAUCUUGCGUCAGACUGAGGUUCUGCUGCAGCCAAACCCUAGUGCCAGAGUAGAAGAAUUCCUCUAUGAGAAGCUUGACCGGAAGGUGCCUUCCCGGGUCACCAACGGGGAGCUGCUGGCACAGUACAUGACAGAAGCAGCGAAUGACUUUGGGCCAGGAACACCUUAUGGAAAGACCUUGAUCAAAGUUGGAGAGACUCAAAGGCGCUUGGGUGCAGCAGAACGGGACUUCAUCCACUCUGCCUCCAUCAACUUCCUGACUCCACUGCGCAACUUCCUGGAAGGGGAUUGGCGAACCAUCUCUAAAGAGCGGAGGAUCCUACAGAACCGCCGCCUGGAUCUGGAUGCCUGCAAAGCCAGAUUGAAGAAAGCCAAAGCUGCCGAGGCAAAAGCAGCGGCUGUGCCUGACUUUCAGGAGACUAGACCUCGUAAUUACAUUCUCUCCGCCAGCGCAUCUGCGCUUUGGAGCGACGAGGUGGAAAAAGCAGAACACGAGCUGAGGCUCACGCAGACCGAGUUCGAUCGCCAGGCGGAGGUGACACGUCUCCUGCUGGAGGGCAUCAGCAGCACACAUGUGAAUCAUCUCCGCUGUCUCCACGAGUUUGUGGAGUCUCAGACCAACUACUAUGCUCAGUGUUACCAAUACAUGCUUGACCUGCAGAAGCAACUGGGCAGAUUUUCAGGCACAUUCGUAGGCAACGCAGAAUCCACAUCUCCUCCCCCAGCCGCCGCCUCUCCUCCAGCUGUUGCUGCCACGCUCCCUGCUGUGCCUACAAUUCCGGUUGUGCCCACGAUUGUUGGGGUGCCUAAUUCCGUGGCAGAGAGUGUCCUGAACCCCAAUGAAGUCAAACCUCCCGCCAGCGGGACGCGGAAGGCCCGAGUCCUCUAUGAUUACGAAGCAGCUGACAGCACCGAGCUGGCACUCCUUGCAGAUGAGAUGAUCACUGUGUACAGCCUGCCAGGCAUGGAUCCCGACUGGCUCAUCGGGGAAAGAGGGAACCAGAAAGGGAAAGUUCCUGUCACUUACUUGGAACUGUUAAGUUAAAUGUUUCCAGGAAGAAGAAUGUACAAGUAGAACACGCCCCUCAUCUCCUGGCACUUCUAACGCGGAUUUCUUCAUCCGAGACCAUUGCUCUCUUCAGGGUUGACACUCCAUUGCUAGUACGGUAAUUGUGGAAAAGUGGUAAAACUGUUACUGGAAGGUUUUGGGAAAGGGCUGGUGGCACCCGAGACCGAAUUCAUUACCUACCAGUGCAGCCUGCUUUGAGGUAUGUAAUUCAUUACCUACCAGUGCAGCCUGCUUUGAGGUAUGUAAUUCAUUACCUACCAGUGCAGCCUGCUUUGAGGUAUGUCUUGAUGGCGUGAGGUUCCUUGAUCAUUCUUCCUACCUUCCGGUUGUCUUGUUUCUCGCAGCGGCUCUCCCAGGGCCAGCGAGCUGCCUCCCUCAGCGGCUGCUCACCGAGUUUAACUUGCAUCCCCUCGUGUCUGGUGUGAGUUAGUGCCUGUCUGCCCCUCCUGUCCUCCCUCUCCUUCAGCAGAAUUGCCCACGUCAAACCAUCAAGCGUUUGGAACCCUCUGAUGUGUUCUAGCUCUUAAGGCAAGGAAGCUGAAUUUCAGAAUUAAGAGCCUGUUAAGCCCACCCACCUUGCUCACCUGUGGGAGAACAGUAAGGCAAGGCUCGAGAAGAGCCGCGCUUACUAUCAUGGUGCCUGAUGGCUUCACUCUAUUAAUAGAACCGUCCUCUGAAGCUGGAAGGGAAUUUCUUUGUGAAGAUCAGCCUAAUAAUAUAGGGUCUGUAUGUCAAAAAUCAAACCUCAGUGCAAGGGACCACGCAUCUUGCUUGCAUUUCUCUGAGAAACUGCUCUUGGACUGCAAAGUUUACAAGCCUUUUUACAAGCUUUGCUCCCUGUGUUAAUUGUCCAGGCUUUUAUUUCGGUGUGUCUGUUCCAGGCAUGGUUGAGCCUGACUUUAUUUUCACCCUAGGUGACAGAUGUACCUAACGCUUCCCCUCCCCUCCCAGCAGUGAACAGACUUGGUGCAUCCCCGUACAGUGAGGGACGGUCCCGCUUGCUGGUACCUCCAACAACGAGCCUGUUCUGAUCAAUCCAGGCUGCCCUUGGCGUACACGGUGGUUUAACUCAAAAGGGAGCGCUCAGGCCUAUAUGCUUUUUAAUCCCAUAAUGAGCUUUUUAGACAGAGCUCACCUGAAGGACUCCUGCUGCUAUAACUAGUUUUCCACUCGAGCUGGAUGGAAGAGAAGCUCACCUGCACCAAGCUCUCGGUUCACUCCUUCCCCUCGGUAUGUCACAACUAACUUUGCUUGUUUAUUGAUCUUUUGCACUUUCCCCAAUGGUAUCGUGACCACUCUAAUGUAACAGGGCACCGAGCACCUGUGGUAUGUAGGGCUCGUGGUUUUCAGCACUUAUUUGCCAAUAAAUGAACUGCCUGA
Molecule: messenger RNA, 2864 nt
Organism: Columba livia (rock pigeon)
Lineage: Eukaryota; Metazoa; Chordata; Aves; Columbiformes; Columbidae
Gene: SH3GLB2
Product: SH3 domain containing GRB2 like, endophilin B2
Exons: 11
Coding region: 252-1460 (402 amino acids)
Biological process (GO): membrane organization
Cellular component (GO): membrane; cytoplasm
Molecular function (GO): protein binding
Source: RefSeq, a predicted model, not a curated record